CGGAUUAAUCGAAAACAGCUGAUCAUAUUUUGGGGGCGGUACUGUUUGCUGUACUGGCUGAUGGGGAUGAAUGAUAUGAAGUACGUUGUUAAGGCCUGAUAAGGGUUUAAUAAAGGUAUAUUGAUUUAGGGGAACUGAAAAUGGUGGUGCAUUAUUUUACGAUGUAUGUGAUGGUGUUUGUUUUAGUGCGCAGGUGUUGUUUCGGUUUCGCUGCAAUGGCUGUGGAUGAUACUCUUGCUUUCCGCGCUGCUUUUCGCCAAUAUUAUAAGGCAUUUGGUGAAUUCGAGGAAGAUUUGAAGCGGUUUCAACUUCAGACGGCGACCAGUUUUUACAAAUAUGACGUUUUGACCGCUGCGUCGUAUAAGAAGAGGUCCGGUCAAGAGCUACCCGAUGGGAUGCGGUACAAAUGGGUACAAUAUCGUUGUGUCCAUUGCACCCGGAAAGGAGACGGUGGCAGUCGGUAAGUGCGAAAGUUUUUUAUGCGUAAUUCAUGUUUCAUAGGUAUGUCAGCCUCGGUUGUAA
Dicrocoelium dendriticum is the source of this 522-nucleotide messenger RNA. Lineage: Eukaryota; Metazoa; Platyhelminthes; Trematoda; Plagiorchiida; Dicrocoeliidae. The record is from the annotation of a GenBank genome assembly.